Molecule: messenger RNA, 1291 nt
Organism: Clarias gariepinus (North African catfish)
Lineage: Eukaryota; Metazoa; Chordata; Actinopteri; Siluriformes; Clariidae
Product: serine/threonine-protein kinase pim-1-like
Exons: 7
Coding region: 152-1291 (379 amino acids)
Biological process (GO): negative regulation of apoptotic process; protein autophosphorylation; regulation of mitotic cell cycle
Cellular component (GO): cytoplasm
Molecular function (GO): ATP binding; protein serine/threonine kinase activity
Source: RefSeq, a predicted model, not a curated record
GAUGGUGGUGGAGCUGGUAGUGGCCACACAGUCAUACUUGUACAAAGAGUACAGCAUGGGGCUCAGAACACAACCCUGGGGGGCUCCAGUGCUGAGAGUGAUGGAGGCUGAGACAUGUCCAUGGUCUUGUCCAUAACAUGCUGUAAUAUUUAUGCCUUACCUCAAAGGUGUUAAAAAACUGAAGGACUGGUACCUGUCUCUGAUGAAUCCUUUAUGCGCCUCCAUGCCAGAAGAUGGCCACAUCAAAGCUGCAAUUGACAAGCGACACAAUUUUGAAGAACCUGAGUGGAUGGUGAAUCUUCAGCUGCUGCUUAAAUCAGAGGAAAAUCUUUCUAAUUUUUGUAUUAAGCAAGAAAAGCACACUGAGACACCUCCUUCUCUGGAUGUGCCUGCUGCUCCUGAAGAUGACUACCACAGUAGAGUCCAAGAGCACUGGGCUUUUUCAAUUAUAACCAAGGAGGUUACUGCACGGUACACUAUAGGAGCGCUACUGGGCCAAGGAGGUUGCGGUGCUGUGUAUGCAGGAGUUCGCAAAGCAGAUAACAAAGAAGUUGCUGUUAAAUUUUGUGCAAAUGAUGCAUUCGGUGAAAUGAUGACCAUACCUGAAGAUUCAAGAGUUGUCCCCAUAGAAGUGGGAUUAAUGGAGUUGGUGUCCAAGCCAGUUCGCAGUCCAUAUGUGCUAGAACUGCUGGAAUGGCUUGAGAUUCCAAAUUACAACGUCUUGAUCCUGGAGCGACCCAGUCCCUGCAUGAACCUUGUACAAUUCUGUGAACUUCACAAGGGUAAACUGCCUGAACCCGUUGCUCGAGACAUCAUACUGCAGGUGAUUAAGGCUGCUCGUCAUAGCUGUGACUGUGGUGUUUUUCAUAAUGACAUCAAGCCUGGGAAUAUCCUCAUCAACACGAAGACACUGCAGAUUAAGCUGAUAGACUUUGGGUCUGGUGAAUUGCUUAAGGACACCCCGUACAAGUAUUGUCCAGGCACUCCAGACUACAACCCUCCUGAGUGGUACCUUUGUAGAGAGUAUAUGGCCCGUUCAAAAACCAUCUGGUCUCUGGGUGUAAUGCUGUAUGAAAUAGUCUGUGGAGAAGUGCCCUUUAAGUCAUCAGAGGAAAUCAUUGUAGGUCUCUUGCACUUCCCUGCGGGUGUGUCUGAAGAUUGCUGCAAGCUGAUAUCGUGGUGCCUGGAGCAAAACCCUAAAUCUCGACCAAAUUUUAGGCAAAUCCUUGGGCACAGGUGGAUUAUGGCAGAAAAAAGCUAUAUCCAGGUAAGACGGCAAGAAGACAAGUGA